AUGUCAACACAGGAACCAUCAUCAUCUGUACAGCCGGAGCAAGCUGAUAUAAAAAUGACGGAUCCAUCAAAUGCGCGGACUGUUCCAAAUUACGCACUGACAUACACGCUCAAGGGACAUAAGAUGGGUGUCUCAUCCGUAAAGUUUAGUCCUGAUGGUGCAUGGCUUGCAAGCUGCUCUGCCGACCAGACAAUUAAGGUAUGGCAUGCAAAAACUGGAAAAUACGAGCAAACAUUGGAAGGACACAUGGCGGGUAUAUCGGAUAUCGACUGGGCGCCAGACUCCCUCACCCUAGUUUCCGGCUCUGAUGAUAAGACUCUUCGUCUUUGGGAUGUUGUCAGUGGAAAAAUGCUCAGACUUCUUCGUGGCCACCACAACGCGGUCUACACUGUUGCCUUCUCACCACGCGGCAAUAUCGUUGCCUCUGGUUCCUAUGAUGAGGCCGUUCGUCUGUGGGAUAUCCGUUCGGGAAAGUGCAUGAAAACCUUACCUGCACACGGAGAUCCGGUUUCUGGUGUCCAUUUCAAUCGCGAUGGGACAAUGAUCGUGUCCUGCUCUCACGAUGGUCUGAUACGGAUUUGGGAUGUUACUACUGGCCAAUGCCUUCGAACAUUAGUUGAGGAAGAUAAUGCUCCUGUCAUGGCUGUUAAAUUUUCGCCGAAUGGGAAAUAUUUGUUAGCAGGGACUCAGGAUAGUUGUGUCCGGUUAUGGGACUACCAUCGCGGCAAAUGCCUUAAAACCUAUAUGGGACACAAAAAUGACAAGUACAGUAUAUUUUCAACAUUCAUAAUUGCUAAUGGCAGUUGCUUUGUAAUGGCCGGGUCAGAAAACUCAGACGUCUUCAUCUGGGACAUUCAGACUAAGGAGAUUGUUCAUCUUCUGGUGGGCCAUCCAGAUGUGGUCUUGGGAGUCGACUCACAUCCAACAGAGAAUAUUGUUGCCAGUUGUGGGCUAGAUGGAACAGUAAUGGUUUGGAUGGAUUCUGCUGAGGGAUUGGACGAAUGAGUAUACUUUGUUUCAUAAGGGUGGAUCGGAGUAUCGAUGUGCUGGGGCUCUGGCUGUACUUGUGAUAAUCCAUUCCAACAUUCUUGUGGUGAA
Messenger RNA from Tuber melanosporum (Perigord truffle), 1098 nucleotides. RefSeq lists its product as uncharacterized. Bases 1 to 1005 code for a protein of 334 amino acids. The record is from RefSeq and is a predicted model, not a curated record. Gene Ontology annotation, molecular function: histone binding. Gene Ontology annotation, cellular component: Set1C/COMPASS complex. The transcript has 4 exons. Lineage: Eukaryota; Fungi; Ascomycota; Pezizomycetes; Pezizales; Tuberaceae.